AUGGAUGGAAUUAACAGGUUAACCAAUACUGUUGCUAUGCUUGCAAACGGUGGCGGAGCUGGCGGUGGAGGUGGUGGAGGAGGUGGCGGUGGAGGUGGCGGUGGUGAUGGAGGUGGCGGUGGAGCCGCUGCAGCCGCCGCAGCUGCAGGACUGUCUGGUCAACUAAGUGGUUUAGGUGAGGGGAUUGGGUUGUUAAUAAAAGAGAUAAGAGAUUUAAAAGCCUCUCAGGCUGCUGGUGCCGCUGGUGGUGGUGGAGGUGGCGCGAAUUCGUUAUUAAUGGCAGCCACAAUAGGAAAAGCUUUACAGUCUAUCAAGCAAGCUCAAUCUGCUGUAAGCAUGUCAGCAGGGGGUGGCGGUGGAGCAUUUGGUGGGUUUGCAAGAGUUGCUCCGCCACCUUUGGCGUUAAUGGGCGGAAGUGGAGGAGUGGCUAAUUCAGCCAUGAUGGGUGCACUUCAAGCUUUGCAAGCUGGUGGUGGUUUGGCAGGAGCACAUAACUUGGGUGCGUCCGCUGGUAUAGGUGGUGGUGGAUUGAUUGGAGGUGGAGGCGGAGGUGGCUUUAGUGCUUCGGGUGCUGCAUUUGCAGCUCCGCCGGUAAGUCCAUUUGCUCCAAUACUCCAAAGCAGCAUGGGCUCCAUGGGCGUGCCUGGUGCGUCAAAUUUUAUGAACAGUUUAGCUGAGGGGAUGAACAAAGUGACGCAACAAUACAUGGAUCAACUUAAAGCUGCUGGCGCUAUGAAAAUACCUGCAGCAGGUGGUGGUGGUGGUGACGGUGGUGGUGGUGGUGGCGGCGGGGGUGGUGGGGGUGGUGGAGAUGAUAAAAAACCCUCAAAAGGUAAAAGAAGAACAAAAGAUAAAAAAUCAAAACGAGGCCAAGUAAUAACCAUUGACAAAAAUGAAUUAGCACAACUUUUGAAAGAAUCAGAAGAGAGGCAUGGCAAAAAGAAAAGUUCAACAAGCAUCGCAAAAGCAUCUCCGCAGGAGAUAGGACCAAUUUUAGGAGCUGAAAAAUUGGUUUCAAACCAGCCGAAAUCAAAAAUGAAGAAACUAGCAAAGGAAGCUGAAAAAAAGCUGAAAGAACAAGAAGCAGCGGCAAAACAGGAAAUGCUGAACCAAAUGUUGGCUGAGAAAGCACAAAGUAUGAAGUUUGGCAUUGGUUUGAAACCAACGAAGCCUGGCGUUACACGUGAGAUUUACUGGGACAUUGACGACAUAAGUGACGGCUACAUAGAAGGACUGUAUAAGAACAGUCGAUUCCCUUCAAAACCCGACAAAAGUGACGUUUUAUAUAACUUUGACUCGUCGACAAUACAAAGUGAUGGGUUCGGUCAACGUGUAUAUGGAUGGUUUCUGCCUCCUCUCACUGGUGGAUACAUUUUCUACACGUCUUGUGAUGACGCUUGUGAUAUGUUUUUAAGUCCAAAUGAAAAUCCAACCUUAAAAUUGAAACUUGUCUCGCAGAAGCAGUGGUCUGAUCACAACCAGUUUGACAAAUAUCCAUUAAUGCAAGCAUCAACUGUAGUCCGACUUACAGCUGGUAAAUCUUACUACAUUGAAGGUGUCGAAUCUAAUUCUGAAGGACCAAACAGUUUAUCUGUUGGUGUUCAACUUCCCAAUGGACUUGUGUUACGCCCCAUUACAGGUGAAUUUCUCAAUCGUGCACCAGAUGCUGCAGCUGGAAGUUCUCGAAAUCUGGAUGGAAAAGAAAGCGGUGCUUCAUAUUCCCAAGCUGAAUUUUUGACCAGCAGUCAAACUGGAGGUGGAGGUGUGGAUGCUGGUGGUGGUCUGGGUCUUGGUUCACUUGGAGAGUUAAACCCUUCUGAAGCAAUGUCAAAGGCGCCAUUAGGGUUUGUGUUUCCAAGCGCGCAAUCAGGGACAGCCAGUGUUAAUCCCGGUGUUAUGAAGAAAAAGAUUGCCCAAACCAUCGCCGCCGGUAUUGCAGCCGGAAUAAUCAGUGGAGGAAGUGAACUACUCAAAAGUAUUGAAAGUGCUUUAAAGUCGUCAAUUGCGGCUGUGCCCCCUCCCGCAGCUGCUGCUGCCGGUGGUGAUGGUGGUGGUGAUGGCAAUGGCGAUGGUGGUGGUGGAGGUGGAGGUGAUGGCAGUGGUGGAGACGGAAAACCUGCACCUGGUGCUCCAGGUGGUGCCGGCGGCCCAGGUGGACCUGGUGGACCUGGCGGUCCAGGAGGACCUGGUGGACCCGGAGGACCUGGUGGUCCUGGUGGACCUGGUGGACCGAUGUCUUUGGCGCCAGUGUUGUCCUUACCUGUUCCUAUGGAGAUGCAUCGUUAUGUUGAAGAACAUGAUGAUGACGACCACCACCAUAGCAACCACGACAAACAUUUCACUGAGUCGAAAUACCAUGACAACCACAUGGGGGAAGGCACGCAAUGGAUGGGACAUGACAAUCACUAUGGACUAUCUCCAUAUCUUUUACCUGGAAUGCCAGGUGGUAAUGGUGGUCCUGGUGGACCAGGCGGCCCAGGUGGACCAGGUGGCGAGGGUGGUCCUGGGGGACCCGGUGGUCCAAUCAAUGCCUUAGAUCAGCAUUUUGUGUCCAGUGCAUACUUGCAGCAGCCUCAUGGAAACCCAAACUUUGGUCAUGGAAGCAAUAGAUUUGGUCAAGGAUAUCACUCGGUGUUAGUUCCAGAUCAUACCAACACUUACAUAGAUACAGGUAGUAUUUCGCCGAUGCCGUUUCAUAGUGUGACUAUGCCACUUCAUCCCGCUCAUCAGAUGUUGCAACAAAUGAUGCAAGAUCAAGCUGAUUCCUCCGUCGUUACCCAUGGUGUUGACGGACGUCAUAUCGGGUCGGUUGGUGUUGUAUAUCAGCAAAGAACUCCACACGAAGGUGCUCAGUAUAAGCAUGAUAUUUUGCAACCUGUGGAGGUGUUGGACCCCCACAAGAGCGUACUCACCGCGCCUGGAAAAACAAGAAGCCUAAAGAAGAAAAGAAAGAGGAAGCAAACAAAAGUUGAAAUAAUUAGUGAUAAGAAACAUUACACAAUAGCUGAAAUAAAGCAAAAACAACAUGAUAUUAUGCAGAACAGAACGUUGCAACUACAGUUUGAUGAGAUUCAAUCAAAUCAUGAUGACGCAGACACAACAAAAAGUUCAGUGAGGGAAGGACCGAGGCAGGAAAUUUCUACAGAAUCCUUAAAUGAUGUUUUCAAACAGAUCUCGAAUAAGCGCAAAAGAACAAUUCCGAAGAACAACAAUUUAUUAAUCCGAACCGGAGUUCAUCGUAUUUUUCGGGAAUAUCCUUCGUUUACGCAAAGUGAAAAAACGGAAUUAGCCAGUACCUCGAGAAACGCUACUGGACCAAACAUUCGCAAAAGACAGUACAAAAUCAAAGGUUUUCCUACAAAUUUAACCACCACACUGGCGCGUAAAUCUUUUAUAUUUCCACGACAUCAAGACAGGGCCAUCGCCAAACUUGACGAUGAUGAGGACAACGAAGAUAGCGAUGGAGAUGACGAUCUAAAAGCGGCUAUCGUGAAAUUUACGAUCGCACGUGACACAAGCGACCAUACUGGUGAACCAAGAAGCAUUUUGGGCAAAGUAACUCCCGCAAUGCAACAAGAUAACGAUAAAAAAGUCAACGAAAUUGAGGGUUUACACGACUUCCCGGUGCUCGGACUUAAUGCUGAGUUGAAUGACGUCAAGAAUGAGAAUCAGUUUAAUAAUGGCCGUCGUUUCUACGCUAAUGAAAAACAACUAAGGAACACUUUUAGUUCUUUUUAUACUGAUCCAAACGAAGAAAUGGAAAAAGGAGAUAAUGACGUUGUUGAUGAUGGAGAUGUUAGUCAUAUUGAAGAUAAAAACUCCACGCAUCAUAAGAGAGUACCUUUCAAAACUUAUAGUGGAGAUAAGAGAAAUGUUACUGAGAUGUCUAUGCAACAUAAGGGAGAACAAUUGUUUAGAAAGAAGGAAAGAAAGAAUAACUCUUCGGGGAAUGAAAUAACUGAAAACAAAACACUGGCUCGAUCAUCUGACUAUCCUAAUGCAAAUUUUGCAAACCCUGCAUUGCAUAAAAUGACCAACUCAGUAUCAAUAAAGCAGACUUUUGAAAAAACAUACAAAAAAAACUCCACAAGAAAUAUUGAAACAGAACACCAUGCUGCAGGAACCAUGAAGUCAAGCGUCCGAAAAGAAAACCCGAUAAUUUCCCUGUUUCUUCCUGCUCCAAGCGCAGUAAAUUUUGCUGGUGUAAACAAUGCCGUUACAGACGAAACCAAAUUUACCAAUGCAAACAGAACUUUAAUAAACAUCACAGCUGUUAACGGCAACGAUGAUGCGGAAAACGAUAACGAAUCGCCUUUGGUUGUAAAAGCUACUUACCGAGUACUAAAUAAUACCGAUGAGGUGGAUUCCGUAGAUGACCAAGAUGAUGAGAGCGGACAAGGUAGUUCAUCUGGUUCAGGCAUGGAUGAUUUGAUCACGUCGUCAGUAAAGAUAACCAAUUAUAACGUCGGUGAAGACAACGACGUGACGGCGUCGCAGAAAGAAUCCAUAACAAAACAUGCUAGCCACCAUAUAAAUUCAUCUUCUGUUAACCAAGAUUUAAAACAAAUUUUGAAUCAGUCACUUUCUAAGGCAGACGGAGAUGAUUUUGUUGUACGUCAAAGUGAAGCUGAAGUGAGACCUGCGCAGUUAAGUCAGAAUCAAAAGCUACCCACAAGUAAUAACACAGCGCCCAGUGAAUCAAUAAAACCUCAUAUCAACAGAGGUAAUCAAACAUCAUUUAUUGACUCGAUGUCACAAAACAAAACACGAAGUGGUACUAAACUUCUACACGUAGCUCAAGUCAAUCAUGUGUUGUUUAAUUCUACAAACGAGGCUGGCCAAACAGCUAUGGAAAGUUUGACUGAUGAACAAAAAGAUGACAUGAAAAGUACCAACAAACAUAACUUCCACCAAACCAAACUACCUUUCAUGGAAAAACUAACGCUUCAGUUGUCAAGACUUAAGAGAAAUCUUGAUGUCAAAACAAUAUAUGAUACAAUCCGUCAAAAUCAACAAAAUGCAACAAAUUUAAAAACCAUCUUUGAUUGGGUUAGAGACUCGAAUAAUUCGCUGGAUCAACCAAGCGCAAUCAGAAGGGAUACCAUAGCAAAGAAAAACGUAAACGAGAGACCGAGUGCGAUUCCUCGGUAUACGUCAUUAAGAAGUAGGAAGCGUGAAUUGCGGUACAGAUAUCGUAAUAAAAUACAGAAUGAGGAUGACGUCAGAGUAAAGAAAGAAUUUAUAAAAAUCACAUCCCAAGCAAACAGUACGAAACGUGCUGUCGUGACCGAACGUCAGAAGCUUGAGAUUGCAAAUGCUGCUUUAAAAACUGUUAUGCCGGUUAUCCUACAAGGCAUCAUCCAAAAAGCAGUCUACAGAAAACAGCAUCCGUACGCAGCACCACAAACGGCGUUAUCAACACAACCGGUGUCACCGGCAUUACCAUCCAUGUCAGACGUAAACAUCAGACAUAUGGCUGGAUACGGUCAACCUGGAUUUGUUAGACCUGAUUUGAUGAGUGCACCUGCAGCGCUACCUGUAAAAUCACGACCUUCGUUUGGUGUAGGACUUUUAAAGUCAUUGUUAGCAAAGAAAUUUGGCAACGACGGAGGACAAUACGCAAAUAUGGUUAAUGGUAUAAUAAACACCGGAACAACGGGUUUACCGCAGCUACUGGGAGGCUUAAUACAACAUAGCGCUUCUCCUUUACAGCCAGAACUAGCACCGGUGCUUUCUAUAGGGCCUGAACCACCUCCGCCACCUCCAACACCUGAGCCACCCGCGCCCCCUCCUCCAGCAAAACCACCGUCUGGCCCACCGCCAAAUGCGAAUAUGAGAUCGUUUCUAAAUUUUCCAGAUGUGCGUUUAAAGCAUAGCAAGAAGUUUAAGAAGACAAAGAAAAAGUCACAUGGAAGAUUAAAUAAUCAUAAAAAUGGACACAUUGUACCCGCUAUGACCAAAAUAAACAACAACGUCAACAACGACGACGACAACAGGGACGGCAAAAACGACAACGACGGCGUGAAUAUAAACACUGGUAACGCCGAAAAUGUCAACAAAAUGAAUGACAAGAUAGAUGGAAGCAAGGAAGAGUUUACACCUGAAAAAAAACAUGACACACAAUCCGACGCAAAAGAACGUCUUGACGACAACACGUCUACAAUGACGUUAACUACUGGUGUCGGAAAAAACAAUGUAAACAAGCUGGAUGAGGUUCAAGAUCGAGGUGUAGCGAAAAAAACAAAAAAUGGUGUUGUAAUCGUUCCGUUCGGAAGUAUCGAUUACAUGAGAAAUGAAAUUGGUAACGAAGGUGUCAUGAAGUUGCAACAGCAGGAGUUUGGGCAGAGCUACGUUCGCGUUAGAUCGAACGUGGAUCGACAUAAAAAUGUGUAGAAAAUAUUUUCAGGACUGGAUUAGCUUCCAAGUGCGUCAAGGACAAUUCAUUUUCGAUUCAAAAUUUUGGGAGCAAUUACCUCAAAAGCAACAAAUUCGCGGACAUUAUUUCAAGAAAAGUAAAUUCGCGAAAUUUAAGUGCCUAAAAUUCUUAAAUCUGGCUUAACAGCAAAAAUCUGUUUCGUACAUUAUGAAUGUUAGAAAUUUGUUCAGACAAUCGUUAAACAUUUCUAUUUAACUUUGAUGAUUGUUAAAAUUUAUUUCACCAAUUUUGCAAUUAUUGGACUAGGCUGCGAAAAUUUCCGCAGAUAAAGAAUUUAUUUUCAAAUGUUAUAGAUUUAAAAUUUACCUUAGUAAGGACGUUCCAUCGUUCAAAUUGAUCACUUCUUUCGUUCGAAAGUUUAUUUCAUUUUCGACCAAUGUGUAUAUAGUAAAAAAUAUUUUGUAAAUAUAUUAAAAGAAUUACUGUCUUAUUGUUAUA
Molecule: messenger RNA, 6874 nt
Organism: Hydractinia symbiolongicarpus
Lineage: Eukaryota; Metazoa; Cnidaria; Hydrozoa; Anthoathecata; Hydractiniidae
Exons: 5
Coding region: 1-6393 (2130 amino acids)
Cellular component (GO): cytoplasm
Source: RefSeq, a predicted model, not a curated record